GUCCGUCGCUGCACCGCUUCCCCGCCGCCACUUCCGGCGCGGCCUACCCGUACCGCGGAGCCCCGGAUGGCGGCGGCGGCGAGGCUCAUCUGGAUGGCGGCGGCGCUCCUAACUCUCACGGCGGCGGGCAACAAGACCUCUCCUGCCGGGGACACCGCGGCUACGGAGGCGGCGCCGACGGAGACAUCCAGGUCCUCUUCGUCGUCGUCUUCUGGGCUGCUAGGCCUGCAUAUGCCGGCGCUUCACCGGGCGCUCUAUGUCAUCGCCGGGAUGGCCGGCAUCGGCCUCCUCUACUACCUCGGGGGCCGAGCGCUGCGGACGAGGAAACCGCCGCGGAAAAAGUACGGGCUCCUUUCCAACUCGGAAGACCCCAUGGAGAUGGCCUCCCUUGAGAGCGACGAAGAUACCCUGUUUGAAACGCGCAAUCUGAGACGUAAGCUGCCUUGAGCAUGGGAUGGCGGCCUGCAAAUAAAAUUAUGUGAUGACAGGACCAACGGCCUGAAGUGACCAGACGUGACCAGCGGAGUGGAGAGUGACCAUUGGAAGCCACUUUUAUCAAUUCCCUUUCUGUUGUUUCUUUUUUUAAACUGUUACUUUAAAAAAAAACACCUGUUAUCCGGAGCCGCUUCGGAUGCUGCUGAGCCCCACGCAACCUUCCUUCCCGGGGCUUUUGGAGAGGAGAGCUGGCGUCCCCUCUUUGCUCCGUGGCCGACGAGAUGAAUGUAGUGACUCUGGAGAUCGAACCAGAGUGACAAUGUAGUGACUCUGGAGAUCGAACCACAAAGCCGUCCGGGGCCGGGUUCCUUUCACAUUCCUAAGAACAGUCAGGACAAGAGGUUCAGAUCGGAAUUCCAGCCUGGGGGUAGGGUUGCCGUCGCUGGUACAACGUUGACGAUCUGACGCAGCUUGGGGGCCGGGAAUUUUCUCUCCUUGAGGAGGAGGGGACGAUCAGCAAGCUUUGCUGCAGCUGCUCUCCUUGGGUCCAGAUGUGGCAAACUGGAACGAGAUCACCACUAUUUAAGUCCCUCCCCCUUUCCCCGCCACCAGCUCACCCCUCUCCACCACCAAGCAGGAAAACCUGCAACUGCGUUCCACAAACUUGCUUUUGAAAUGCUGAGCGAUACAGUCCCAGCAAGAACUGGGGGCAACUCAGGGGUGCCUAAAAACCCAGUGCUGGCGCUUAAGGAAUUUUGAAAGGUGCUUUUGUGUUCCGGGGCGAGGGAGCAGUGGCUGGCCUGACGUCGUUGGACCCCAGCUCCCAUCACCCCCGGUCAGUGUAGCCGGGGGGUGAGGGGAUCUGUAGAACCACCUGCACUUGGAUGUCCUAAAGGUUCCAGACCCGUUGUUUUUGUUUCGUUUCUGUUUCGUUUACACCCAACCUUGGGCUCAUCCGUUGGCCGCUUACAGCAGGAGGCAUGGCUGCUCUUUCGCAGCGUUGCAACGGAUUGCUCAGCAAUUGGAGAAAGCACGUUCGCUGGCGAAGGAAAAAGGCAGCCAGGAAAUGCCAUUUUGACAGAACUGCCCCCUCCGUGACGAUAUCGCCUAAUGGUGUAGGUUGUGCUGCAGGUCAGGCUAAAACGGGGGAACUGUGGUUAUUUAAAGUCAUCGGUUUUUUCCCUUCCGUGCUACUGAUGAGAAGGAAGGAUAAUUCCCCCCUUUCCUUCCUCACCCCAGGAAGUCAAUCUCGGUCAGCCUUUCCCUAAAUGAUUUGCAGUUCCUUUCUUUUUGUGUCUGGCAUUGUAUGCUGCAAACAGCCUGUUUGUAAAUACAUCCCUGCUCAGAGUUGACCAAUGCUCAUAAAUGACAUUUUGCCUACUUUGGGCAGGAUUGACAUUGGCCGUAAUAACCCAAAGGUUUUCCAAAUGGGGCAAAGAGUCGGCAAGAAAAUACGGCUUUAUUGGUGGGUCACAGGUGUCUUUGUGUCGAAACCCAUCUCCUUUCCUUGGGGACCCAUAAGGCAAGGCAAUAUAUUAGAAAUGGGAUUGUCAAAACGAAAUCGGAGCUUGCCUCUCGAUUUGUGUUUGUGCGUGUUUGUGUAUGGAAGGGCCUGGUAAAACAAUUCUGGGAAGAUAACUUGUGCAGUUGUUGUUUUUUGUUCCAAACCUGAACAUUUCAGUUUUAAAAACAAAUAUGAGAAAAAUUAUUUUAUUAAAACUCUGCGGGGAUGUUAUUUUCUCUCUUUUGGUAGUUCUGGAAAAACCAUCCUUCCGGCCAAUGUGUAAUAAACAUUCCAUCCUCACCUGCA
Molecule: messenger RNA, 2245 nt
Organism: Zootoca vivipara (common lizard)
Lineage: Eukaryota; Metazoa; Chordata; Lepidosauria; Squamata; Lacertidae
Gene: FAM174C
Product: family with sequence similarity 174 member C
Cellular component (GO): extracellular region
Source: RefSeq, a predicted model, not a curated record